Messenger RNA from Ruditapes philippinarum (Manila clam), 2311 nucleotides. RefSeq lists its product as uncharacterized. The record is from RefSeq and is a predicted model, not a curated record. The coding region runs from base 481 to 1191 and encodes 236 amino acids. NCBI's taxonomy places the organism in Eukaryota, Metazoa, Mollusca, Bivalvia, Venerida, Veneridae. The transcript has 8 exons.
CUCAGAUUUUUUGCAUGCAGUCUUUUGGAUAUCUGUAAAAAUCAGAUCAUAACCCCAGGGUCAAAACUGGCAUCAUCCUUGCGGUCAUGUAGUUUAUAUGGACUUAUAAAGAAUAACACAUUUAAGAGUCUUCUUAUGUGGAAUUCCAAUGACCAAAGCAUUGAUAUUUGCCAUGUAGCAUUUUCUAGCGGACCACAGUUAUUUAAUAAAUCAUUUAGCAGGGGUAAAAAUGCAUCACCAUAUCUGACUUAUUUACUUAUGUUUGAAUUGAUGUAGUGUGGCCUUUUUAGCAAAGUAUAUCAUGUGAGCAAUCUAGGGCCAUCAUGACCCUUUUGUUAAAUUACUGUUUUUCAUAAUAGACAUAAUAAUUCAAUGUUAUUUGAACUGUAGAUUUCAGAGCCAAAUAUAUUUGCGGAACACAUCUCUGGAAAAGAAGGGAUUCUGGGUCCGUCAAUUCGACGAUUCGCAAAGGUUUCACCGAUGUAUUGGGGUGAAGAUGAUGCAGAUCAUAUUUCCAAUGCUCCUCCAAUGUCAGCAUUUAUUUCACAUACCUUACGUGCUGAUGUACACAGAGUAAACAAUGACGAAACUGAAACUGAUAGUGACUCGACGUCGGAGGAUACUUCUGUACAAGAAGAAGACUUGUAUAUCCGGGGAACGCUGACACAGCCGAUAUCAGAGGAAGAUACUGCUGGGACGUCAAUACAACCUGUGUCCCCAAAAGACUUGGCAAUUGCUGAAUCAUCAAAAGAACCCGAGUCUCCGGAUGACUUGGAUUUUGAAGGGAUGUCAAAACAACCUGUAUGUAUGGAAGACUUGGACAUUGAGAGAACAUCAUUACCAUCGAUAUCAGAAGACGCUGCCCCAGAACAACAAAGUAAUGUACCUUUUGUACAUCCAAAACCAGAGUUCAACUUUUUUGAACUUGCAGAGGAACUGAAGCGAAAGAGGGAGGAAUUUGAGGCAAAUCCAAAGAGAAAGAAGGAAGUAAUGGAACAUCCUCCUCCAGAAUUAAAUCCAACUCAUGCAACGUCGAAAUUUCAAAAACGAAAAGCAGGACCAAAGUCAAAACCAAGCUUUGCUAAAACGAAGAAGGCAAAAACAAAAAAACAAAAACAGCUUGGGCAUACGAAUGCAGGACAGGAUGCUGAUCAUGACACAGGUGGUGAAGGGAGAGAAACUCUUCUGUGAAACAUACACACUAAAUGAUUGACUUCAAUUUAUAAAAACAAUUUGCAGUGCUAUAUAAUACUCAUGUGCAGUGUCUAUAAUGAAUUUCAAUUACAUUACAUAUUAUAUCAUGGACAAAAAAAACAGAUAGGAAAUUGCCUGUGUUUCGUCUUUUCAUUAAAAUUCUUAUGAAGUUUCUUCGAGUGUUAUCUUACAAGUUCAACAGUGUGUCGCUUUGUAUUUUGCAAACAAUUUAAACUAUUGAUAGCUUUUUGCUGGUAUGAUAUAGUUUAAUUAGAUUUGAAAGUAUAAAUUCACUCAGUAUAGGGAUAUAUGUAUUCUUAUAAUUUUAUGAAAUUGUGCAUACAAUCUAUAGCUAUGAAAAUUCCUUUUGUACAUAAUUUUCUUUUUUACUUUCAUAUACCUAUUUGUCUUAUUUUAUUGGUGGUAGGCUAAUGUUUGAAGUGUUGAUAAUGAUUUUCUAUUACAUAUCAUAGUAUGGACCAGAAACAGAUAGGAAAUCGCAUGUGCUUUGUUCUUUUAUUAAAUUCUUAUCGAGGUUUCUUGGAGUGUUAUGUUACAAGUUCAAAAGUUUGUAGCUUUGUAUUUUGCAAACAAUUUAAACUAUUGAUAGCUUUUUGCUGGUAUGAUAUAGUUUAAUUAGAUUUGCAAGUAUAAAUUCACUCAGUAUAGGGAUAUAUGUAUUGUUAUAAUUUUAUGAAAUUGUGCAUACAAUCUAUAGCUAUGAAAUUUUCUUUUGUACAUUAUUUUCUUUUUUUACUUUCAUAUAUCUACUCGUCUUAUUUUAUUGGUGGAAGUUUAAUGUUUGUUAUGUAAUGACGAUGUAUUCUAUAGUUGAAGUUUUUAUUUAAUUUGAUCCGUGUUGUUUUGUGUAUACAUUUUUGUAACUUUUGAUAGACAUUCAUCUACUGAUUUUUUAAUGUACGAAUGAAAAAAGUGCAACAGGUUUUCUUUUAUUAAUGAAAAGUCAUGUAUUUUUUUAUUUAACUUGUUUUUUUGGGGGGUUUUUUAUUUGCAUUACUCUAGAUUUCAUUUUCUUCUCCUGAUGUCUGUCCCUGCUUUUUUACUUUCUUAUAAAAAUAAAUACUUGUAAAAGCAAAUGUCCAUGUGUUGUACUUUA